UGGUGUAAGAAUUAUUAGUGAACAAAAAUGGGUUGAAACUCUUCAUAAAGUGGAAACAUGCGGAACUGGAAAAAAAAGAACUAGAAGCGAUAACAACAAAUCACAGAAUCAAAAGAAAUUGGUUUAUCUAGAGUCUCGACAAUACAGGAGAUUUUGGCAAAUGAGACGCGUCUAUAAAACAACUUAUAUCCGUACCGGUUCAAUCGGUUCAAAAGGAAUGGAAACAAGCAAAGAAUAUGAGACCAAAAGACUUGCAAAGGAGAGUAUGACUUCAAUGAUCGCAAGUAAAAAAGUAUCUGGAUAUAAAGAAGCUAGAAGACCACAAUCUCUUGAUUAUGAAGACUCAUCGGAUUCUUCUGAUGAUAAUUUUGGUGAUGAGAAUGAUGAAAACGAU
Molecule: messenger RNA, 394 nt
Organism: Rhizophagus irregularis DAOM 181602=DAOM 197198
Lineage: Eukaryota; Fungi; Glomeromycota; Glomeromycetes; Glomerales; Glomeraceae
Source: RefSeq, a predicted model, not a curated record